Messenger RNA from Trichomycterus rosablanca, 2147 nucleotides. RefSeq names its product mitochondrial calcium uniporter regulator 1 (gene mcur1). Gene Ontology annotation, cellular component: mitochondrial inner membrane; mitochondrion. The record is from RefSeq and is a predicted model, not a curated record. Gene Ontology annotation, biological process: positive regulation of mitochondrial calcium ion concentration; calcium import into the mitochondrion. The transcript has 9 exons. Bases 80 to 1048 code for a protein of 322 amino acids. NCBI's taxonomy places the organism in Eukaryota, Metazoa, Chordata, Actinopteri, Siluriformes, Trichomycteridae.
CGUACAGCAUUAGCGGAAGUUAUGACCUGUCGACAAAGAAGUAUUUUUAUUUGAAUAGUGAAAGGAAAUAAAGCCUGAAAUGCUUCUGGGAUAUCAUCAAACAGUGAUUCUUCUGCACGGUCUGAGGAGCAGCAGUAAAAACGUGUGUCCCCGGUUUGACUUUGACAGGAGACACCUGGGAACAGUACAGGGAGUUGUUAGUGUUGGAGCGCGGCGCUGCUGGAGAGUUUCUCCUGUUCUCAGUCAGAUAUUCACUUUUAAAUAUCAGCAGGUUUUAACACAUCUCAGUGUGGCACUGCGCCGUCCAUUUAAUUCAAACAAGUCCGAGUGUGGAACCAAAACCGCCCGGUUACUGAGCGGAGUCAGGUGGUCCAUUAUCAGAGAGUUGAACACCUCCAUCAGAGCAAUGCAGUAUGACCUGAGUAGGUCUGACAUCUCCAAAUCUGGCAACAGAAAGCUUCUAUUUGAUACACACGCCAUGGUUAAACUCCUUGAAGAGAGUGGUUUUACAGUCCAGCAGGCUGAGGUUCUUGUCAAGAUGCUACUGAAUGCAACCAACUCCAACAUGGAUGUCAUGUAUAGUGACAUGGUUACAAAGACUCAGCAGGAGAUCAUGUUGCAGAAGGUCAUGUCUCAUAUUGCUGCAGUGAAAAAGGAUAUGAUCAUUUUGGAGAAAAGUGAAUUCUCUACAUUACUGGCAGAGAAUGAAAGAAUCAAGGUAGAUCUUGCACAGCUGAAGUUACAGCUCUAUGAUAUGAUGAACAAAGUACGCCUAGAAAACAAGUUAGAUAUGAACAUGGAAAAAAGUCAAGUUAAAGAGAUGAAAGCAGACCAUGAAAAGAAGAUUCUGGAGGCAAGAAACCAGAUGAUGGAGAUGCUUGCUGACCAAGAACGCCAUGUAACAAAGAACAAUGUUAAAAUCGAUACAGAAGUGGCUGGCCUCAAAACCAUGUUGGAAUCCCAUAAACUGGACAGCAUUAAAUAUCUAGCAGGGUCGGUGUUCACAUGUCUCACAGUUGUACUUGGAUUUUAUCGAAUAUGGAUGUAAAUGCAGAGAGAUGUGGAACAUCGGCGGGAACAAACAGCAACUCCAAAUCAGUUCUUUACCAAGACAACGAGUCAUAAUGAAUUUAAGCAAGAAUUUAAGCAACACUUAAAUUCAAAAUGAUUAACUGUCGGCUAGAUCUGUCAGGUUCUUGCACUCUUUCUUUUAAUUAUUUUUUUUUAACUUGUCACUAUUUUGUACCUGUGUACUGAGGCAGUCCAGUUAUUAUAAUUUUUAUUGCACUUCAUGUUACAUAGUACAUGUUUUUAUUAUAAUUAUGUUGUAAAAGUGACUGUUCAGGCUGAAUGAAACUUGAGUUCAUGAAAUAGCAAUAGCUAAUUUAUUUAAUUACAGCCUUAACUACAGUGUGUGAUUUCAAUAUACUCAAACUUGUGUUAUAUACUUGUCUGUGCAAAGCCAUCACUAUUAACAAUUCUAUAUUACACUUAUGUCCAUACAGCAGGUAGAUCUUGUAAAAAUGUUAGCGAUAACAAAGCCUGCCCAUUUAGAGAGAACAUGUAUUACAAAUUUACUGUAAUUUGAAAUUGGUGUCCAAUAGAAAAUGAUUGCCAAGGCCUCUGAGAUAUUACCGCUGACCUGACGUUCUUUUUACCGACACCAGAGGGCGACAAAGAAACUUCUUUAAUCUAACCCCGUACAUUCCAACAAGAAUAAACGGUUAUGAUUUAUUUGCUUAGACUUAUAUGUAUUUAAAUGUUGAUUGUCAAAUUAUGUUUAGAAUAUCUUUGGCCCUUAGAGAGGGCCCUGACUGUUGCCACUGUCAAAUAGUAAUACCUUUUAUCAACUACGGGUUUAACCAACGCAUUCAUUUAGUGAAUAAACCAAAGACUAAGUUUUAAGUUCUUGCAUUUGUCAGUUUUGUGUUUUAAUGUGCUAUUUGUAAUUACAGGGCAUUUGUUAGUCUGUUAGAAGCUAAUUAUGGUUAGUAAUGCUUUAGCUUAGUGUUUUCAAUUUUUUCAAGGUCAUGCAACCACUAUAGUUUCCAUGUUUAUAGCACUCCAUACUCCAUUGCUACCACAAUUUAAAAAGCUGUAUAAUAAUCUCCAUAUUCUGAUAAUAUGACAAAAAUAAUAAAAAGAUG